Gracilinanus agilis (Agile Gracile Mouse Opossum) is the source of this 3019-nucleotide messenger RNA. RefSeq names its product coiled-coil domain containing 66 (gene CCDC66). Lineage: Eukaryota; Metazoa; Chordata; Mammalia; Didelphimorphia; Didelphidae. Gene Ontology annotation, molecular function: microtubule binding. The transcript is spliced from 17 exons. The coding region runs from base 174 to 3014 and encodes 946 amino acids. Gene Ontology annotation, biological process: cilium assembly. Gene Ontology annotation, cellular component: microtubule; cilium. The record is from RefSeq and is a predicted model, not a curated record.
CUGAUUGGUUCCAAUCUGGAGUGCCGGUAGCCCGUGCCCUCGGAGCUUGUUGGGCGACAGCGGCCGGGAUUGCGGCAGAGGCGGCAGCGGUUCCUGAAGAGGAGAAGGAGACUCCUCUGGAGGUAUCGGGUCCGCCGUGCGAGACGAGGUCAGGCCCGUGACCACACAAGGCCAUGAACCUGGGGGAUGGAUUAAAGCUUGAAACAGAAUUAUUGGAUGGGAGAACAAAGCUAAUAUUGGCUCCAUACGAACGGAAAUCCAAAACUGCCCCAAAGAUGGGAAAUAAGGCCAAGAUUCCAAAACAGUCUUUGAGAACAACACAGACUGGACAUAUUCUUAAAUCAACACAGAAUACCGAUGGCAGGCAUGAGAGCCUUUUACAGAAGAGUCGAACUGCAGCCUCUGACCCUUCCCAGGCAAAAGGUGAUAAGAGCAGGAUGAUUUUCUCACCAGCAAAGAGUUUCUCCAAGGAAGACCCAGAUACUGGCCGUCUUUGUGUGCAGAGGAACGGUACAGCUGAAACCCCCGACUCCUGGAGGACUAAACAUGACAAACAGUCAGCAGUAUUUAAACAGAAGCCUCAGAAGAAACACAUGACAGUUGAAGAUAUUAGGAAUAGUUUGGUAUGUCUAACAGAGGAACAGCUCCAACAGAUUUUGAUGGCUGUCGGCCAAGGGAAUAAACCUAUUUCACAGAUUGAGAGUGGAAAGAAAGAAGAAAAAUGUCAAAACAACUUACAUCUUAACAGUUUUCCUAAUGAGUCAAAGGACGAGAACAUUAUGGGAUUACUUCAAAAAGCUGAAGACAUUUCACCUAUCCCAGAUGACAGUAUCUCUGUGUUAAACAAAAAACAGAAGACAUCUAUGCCGUGUGAGCAGAAACUUGCCAUAAAGACUGUAUGGAAACCAUCUGAUAUGUUCAGUACUCUAGGGGAGAGAGAGAGAGAGAAGAGUUUGCUGGAAGCAAAGAAAUUCCAGUGGAGGAAGGAACUAGAUGAACAGGUUGCUUUAAAGAAGAAAGAAAAAGAAGCCUCUGAAGAGCAGAAGAAAUGCCCCUGGGGCAAAUGUGGGAGCACUAAAACCAUUUGGAACAAUUUUGAGGCAGUGGACCAAUGGCAGUCCUCUUCGAGUCCAUCUAGUGUUCUCUCCAGGUCACCGAAUCUGAGGCUGUCGGCCCAUCCUGGUGGGGAUUCCAUACCUGGGACUAGCCAGACUCUGGAAAUGACACUUCCAACUGAAUUUAACCCUGCUGCUGCUGCUGAGGAGACCCAGGUUUUUAAGAAUGUUUCUAGAGGAGACUCAAACGAAGUUGUCCCCAGUCACUACUCCAGACCACGGGGGAAACCCUCAACUUUUAGUUCUCCAGAUUUGCCAGCAGCCAUUCGGACAGCCUUUGUUUUAGGGGAAGCUACACCACUGGAGCACCCUUUCAGCGCUGUGAGAAAAGAGCAGCAGAGGAAAUGGAUUGAAGAACUGAACAAACAGAAGGAAGAAGAUAAGCAAAGAAAACUCAAGGAAAAAAUGGCAUAUGCCCAGGGUGAAGAACAUGACAGGUGGGCCAUGCAUUUUGAUUCCUUAAAGUUCUAUCCCAGUUCUCGGUCUCAACUCUCCUCUCAUGCAACCCAGAAACAGCCCGACUACUUGUGCCUCUCCCCGGAAAUGACUGAUGUUAGCAGUCCUUACACACCUUUGUCUGGAGGCCAGCUUGGGCCUGCAGAGGAGGAGAACUUGGGGAAAUCUACUCGGGAUGAGGCUACUACAAAUGUGGAGAAAACCAGUUUCCUCCGCUCUAUGACUGCACUUCUGGAUCCUGCUCAGCUUGAGGAAAGAGAUAGACGAAGACAAAAACAGUUAGAACAUCAGAAAGCCAUCACUGCUCAGGUGGAGGAGAAGCGAAGGAAGAAGCAGCUUGAGGAGCAGCAGAGGAAGCAGGAAGAAGACGAGGAGGAACGGCGCCUGGCCCGGGAACGAGAGGAGAUGCAGAGGCGCUUUGAGGAGGACCUCCUGGAGCAGAAGCGAAAGGAAGAAAUGAUGGCUCUGAAGACCAGCGAGCUGUACCAGAGCAUGCAGAGGGCGCAGGAGCUGGCGCAGCGGCUGAGGCAGGAGCAGCGCAUCCGCGAGCUGGAGCAGAAGGGCCACGACAUCUCCAACCUGCUGCGCGGCCUGGCCGGCGAGCCGGGACCCACCGAGCCAAGCCCAGAGCCGAGCGGCCAGCGAGCAAGAGCGGCGGCCAGCCCGGGGAUCCCCCCCGGCACCUCUCCCCGAAAGGACACGGCUGUGCAGACAGAUGAGCCGCAGCCAGGCCGCAGCAGCCGGGAGACAGGGCCGGAGGGGAGCGAGCGGACCGGCCUGCUCUCUCCGGAGCUCUUCAUAGAGUGUGACAGGCAGCCCAACGGCGGGAAGAGCCAGGACGGGCUUGAGGAGGCCCGCCGGGCGUCCCCUGAGAAGGAGAACAGCUUCCAGCACCUGUACGAGCCCUUCGCCAGGACGGAGCGGCCAAAGCCCCGGGGGAGGGGUGCCAAGAAGCCCGACUGGAACAUCAACCGGCCGGCCAAGAAGUUCGUGCCGGCCUCUGAGCGCUACCCCAAACACCUGCAGCGGCAGCGUGAGGAGAGCAAAGUGCGCCGCCAGAUGGAGCUGCUGCAGCUGCUUGAGAGGAACGCGCCGACCCGCCUCUUCCUGCUGCCCCGUGACGCCUCGCCCGAGCCAGCCCCUCGCCAGGACCCCCCCCAGGAACCCCAGGAGCCCCAGGAGUCCCGCGGCCAGCAGGAAGAAGAACUGAAAAAACUCCACUCCAGCAGGGACAGGUAUGGCGCCGUCUUCCAACAUCAUCGUCCGGCUUAUUUUAGGAACGAGAAAAGAAACUCGAUAAGCAAAGGCACCCCAGAGCCAGGGAAGGAGCCCCUUCGGAGCCCCUGCAGGCCAGGGAGGCUGAGGGAGGAGGCCGGGCUCUGGCCAAGAUGGUUCAGGAGGGUUUCAGGAGGCCAAGAAAGAUGGAAAGACUCCUGGGUUUGAGCCCA